This is a messenger RNA of Drosophila miranda, 2890 nucleotides long. RefSeq names its product leucine-rich repeat and death domain-containing protein 1-like. Gene Ontology annotation, molecular function: protein binding. The transcript has 5 exons. NCBI's taxonomy places the organism in Eukaryota, Metazoa, Arthropoda, Insecta, Diptera, Drosophilidae. The coding region runs from base 458 to 1588 and encodes 376 amino acids. The record is from RefSeq and is a predicted model, not a curated record.
CUGUAUCCGUUGCAUACUCUGAGGCGGGCAACACAUUACGCAUACGUCGAUGGCCAGUGCAAGCAGCGAUUUAUUAGAGAAAUAACUAAAUAUAAAGGAACCAUUUGGAACAAACAAAAAAGUGGAUUCGGGGGCUAUUGAGUGCUUCUCGCGAGCGAGAAAAUUGCGACAGAGAAAUGAGGCAAAUUUAGCCGAACGAAAGAAAAUUUUUGGUCGCCAGAGCAAACUGUUGCUGCUGCUGUUGUUGUAUCUCUUGGUGGCUGGGGCACCAGGGUGCUUGCUGCUGGUGGCAGUUUGUGUUUGGUGGGUGACGGUGCCAAAUGUUGAUCAUGACCGCGUAAAAAUACGUAUAAAUAUAAUUAAAACCGAGAAACAGAAACAAAAUCAAAGCAAACAAGUUCACUUCACACGAUAUUCAAAUAAAAAUCCCAAACGAAAAUUGUAUAACGACAGCGAGAUGAACAGAACGAUAUUGCACUGGAGCUAUCUGAACUUCAGGGAUGUGCCGAUGGACCUGUUCCUGUAUGAGGAUCUAGAGGAGGUGUACCUCAAGGAGAACUUCAUUUCGGCGAUACCCCAAUGGCUGCUGAGUAUCACGACCCUCAAGUUUAUCCAUCUAGCGGGGAACAACCUGACCGAAUUGCCCCAUGACAUCUAUAUGCUGGAGAACCUUGAGUUCCUCGAUGUCUCCAACAACGAGCUGAAAGAGCUGCCGCCCACACUGGGUCUGCUGCUCCGUCUGCAGCAGCUGAACGUCUCCGGCAAUCGGCUGACACAACUACCAAAGGAGAUGAGCAACUUGCGCAAUUUGGAACAGUUGAACAUAUCCAAGAAUCGGUUCCGCCGCCUCCCCAUACAGCUGAGCGAAUGCGUCCGCCUCAACGAGCUGAACCUGAGCGACAAUGAGAACCUGCUGCACAUACCCGAGCGCAUCGCCAACCUACCGAUGCUACAAUCCCUCGCAGCUGAUCGCUGCGCUCUCAUCUACUUGCCGGCUGCUCUCUCCAAGUUUAUGAACCAUGUGCGCAUAUUUCACAACACGUCGAUCAACUACUUGCCCAUGAUCUACGAGAAGUUCUAUCAGAACUUCUACGACAAUCGCCAGAAGUUCACACCCAUUACCAUUAGCCACAAGGGUCUGUUCUGGGUGCGGGAGCUUGCUACAUACAAACGCCUGCUGCUUCCGGUGGGCACGCGAAGAGUCUUCGAAGUGCCCUCCAAGGAGAACCGGAUCACACUCUACGACGACUGUUUGCAUGCCAUCCAAACGCUGAACCGUCAGGUGCCUGUCUACGAGAACAGUGCUCUGCACCGCCUCCUCCCCGAGCCUUAUAUGAGCUCGCAGAUCAACAAUGGCGCCAUCGCCCGCUGCACGACUACCCAAUGCUCGAGGUGUUUGUACACUACCUACUACUUCAUGGUUGUCAAGAGAUUUGGGAGCUCUUCAAAGCAACUUUUCACCUGUAACUUCUGUUCUCAAUCUUGCGCCAAUUUCUGGCUUGCAGCCAACAGCAGAAGAUACUUUCAACUCCCCUGGAGAGUCUCUGAUGAUGACGACGAAGACGUCGACAACGGUCCUAGGAAGUAAAUUUGGAUGGAACGUCCGCCUAAAUGUUGUACAAAUGCACUCAUAUACGUACAUGUAGAAUUGUUUAGAUACUAUUGUACCUUUAAUUAGUUGUGUAAAUGUUGUGUGUUCUACUGGCAACCAGCGCCUACAAACUCUUACUCUAAGCUUAAACAAAACUCUGCGUUGGGCCCCGCUCAUGCAGGUGGAUAUAGUCGUCAAGGAGACAGUGCGACGCCUGCGGAUAUGCUCGGCGACAAUUCACUCCGUGUCGUCCCAUUCUAUAGGCAUCCAGAUAUCGUUCGUCCAGCGUUCGAUGGGGUCUAGCAGAUGGAGAAUAAUAGAUUAGAGAUUAGCUUCAAUUUGGACCUGGAAAUUCUCUUACCUCAGCAGUCUGUGCAACAGCUGGGCAUAGAGGCCACUGUGCUCGUGUACUUGUGCAUUCUCGCAGAUCAGACGCUCCAGACAAGCCGUUCCAUUCUGCCCAAUCUGCGACAUAUAGUUCUCGGCAAACUUGAACAGCAGAAUCUGCGGCUCAUCCACGGUAGGCGGAGCGGCAGGAGGAUUAGCACCUUUUAGGUCACGAGCACUGCUCCAAAGAUUCCACCAAUAAAUUGGUGUCUGCGGCUCAUUGAAUUGAUAAUGGAAAUUCAUCAGCCAGACCAGCUGGCGCCAGGCCUUCUUCUCUUGAAACGGAACCGGAAAGGCGCAUCCAGUGACCAGCUGUGCAGAGAAUAUGUACUACUUAUUGAUGUUACACUCUUCAAAAAUAUUCCUACGAUAGUUCACCUUGACAACUCCUCCAUUUUGGUAGAUCAGGAAGCGUUUCUGCCUCCGGUGAUGAUGCCAGGACGUCAGAUUGGGGCUCAUGUCCCGCCCACCUUCCACAGCCAGCAAAAGCAUCGAAAGAAUCAUUCUAUAAAAAAGUUGAAUACUUUAAUUGUAUAUCCUAUGUACGUGUAGGCAAAUCCGUAACUUGUAGGUCAAAUCACUCACAUGAGAUUCAUUCUGCCGCUUUUCGUGCUGUCCGCUUGGGCUCUGGACAGCGUAUACCAUACUCUUCGAUUUUACGACAGAAUUUUACAUAAAAGAGAAGAUCAAAGAUGAAAGAUGGAAGGUGAGAAAAAGCACGUGCUGUCGGUGGGUUUCCUGCUUUUGCUUGUCCGACUAAUUAGCGAACAACGCGACGUCUGCGCCGAAAGUAAUUAGAGCCAGAACUUGUUACCAAUCUGGCUGAGUAAAUCAAAGGCAGGUGGUUCUGGCAGCCAACGAACAGCAGAAGAACAGCAACUCUCAUAAGUAUAUAUCCACCGAAAACUGAAA